Messenger RNA from Stegastes partitus (bicolor damselfish), 2936 nucleotides. RefSeq names its product autophagy related 4D, cysteine peptidase a (gene atg4da). Gene Ontology annotation, biological process: protein processing; piecemeal microautophagy of the nucleus; aggrephagy. Gene Ontology annotation, molecular function: cysteine-type endopeptidase activity; protein-phosphatidylethanolamide deconjugating activity. The transcript is spliced from 11 exons. Gene Ontology annotation, cellular component: cytoplasm. Bases 378 to 1877 code for a protein of 499 amino acids. The record is from RefSeq and is a predicted model, not a curated record. Lineage: Eukaryota; Metazoa; Chordata; Actinopteri; Pomacentridae.
UAUCAAAGCGGUGGCUGACCAGGGAUCCAGACUUGCUAUGUUCCGGCUUAUCUUCGUCUAUGUGUGUACAAAUUACUUCGUUUGGUAAAUGGAGGAACACUUACCUUCCUCACAUCAGCUGUGUUUUGUUGGAAAAUCAUAAAAGUCUUUGGUGAAUUAGCCCUGAGUGUAACGAGGUAACGCCGGGGCUAGCGUCUCAUACCGCUGAAGUUAGCUUGUUCAGCAAGCUAGUGUCAGACUGCAGACGUAUGCGAGCAGAGAGGAAAUCGGCGAAAUGAGUGAACCAACUACAAGGUACCGACCAGCUUAACCGUCGUCUGCAUCAGUCCAGUGUUGGAAUGAGGAGUACCAGAGUUCAGCUCUGAGGGUUCAGAGGGAUGAACUCAGUUUCCCCCAGCGCAGCACAGUACGUCGGGGGAGUGAUGCAGGAUGAGCUGGUGGAAAGUCGGAGGCAGCAGCCCCCAGAGCGCCAGAACAGCUUUGGACUCAGGCUGCCUCAAACUCCAGACACCAGCAGAGAGGCAACCAGAGAGCCAGAUGAGAUGGACAGACUCAAAGCCAAAAUGAUGUCAGCAUGGAACAACGUCAAAUAUGGUUGGACUGUUAAGUCUAAAACCUCCUUUAACAAGAUAUCACCAGUCACUAUCCUGGGACAUUCUUAUCUGCUCAACAGUGAAGACGAGGUGGAGCGGUUCCGUCUGGCUUUUGUGUCGAGGAUCUGGCUGACCUACAGGAGGGAUUUCCCUCAGCUGGAGGGCUCCACCUGGACUACAGACUGUGGCUGGGGCUGCAUGCUGCGCAGUGGGCAGAUGCUGCUGGCACAGGGGCUCCUGGUCCAUUUGAUGCCCAGAGAUUGGGCUUGGCCAGAUGCUCAGCAGCUAACUGAUGUGGACUUUGAAGUAUUCCGACCACGGUCCCCGGCUCGGGCCGGAGGGGUCCCCAUCCCUUCCUUUGGUUCUCCGCGAGGAUCCAACACCCCUGAGAAGUCCCUGUCAAGCAGUCAGGCAUCCAGAUGUGGCCAGAAGAAAUGGCCUGAGUCUGUAAAGGACCGGCAAGCAGAACCCAUCCACCACAAGCUUGUCACCUGGUUUGGGGAUCAACCCUUGGCACCUUUCGGUGUUCACCAGCUGGUGGAAAUUGGCAAAGGUUCGGGGAAGAAGGCUGGUGACUGGUACGGCCCCUGUAUAGUGGCACACAUACUACGGAAAGCUGUUGCAAAAACCUCUGUGGUCCAAAACCUGGCUGUUUAUGUGGCUCAGGAUUGUACAGUGUACAGAGAGGACGUGGUGCGUCUGUGUGAUCUGUCACUAAGCCAGACUGUCCCUGAUCCAUCCAGCCAAGCCUGGAAGUCUGUCAUCAUACUGGUGCCUGUUCGGCUGGGAGGGGAGGCCCUCAACCCGUCCUACAUUGAAUGUGUCAAGAACAUUCUAAAGCUGGAUUGUUGUAUUGGGAUAAUUGGAGGAAAACCGAAGCAUUCGCUCUACUUCAUUGGCUUUCAAGAUGAGCAACUGCUGUAUCUGGACCCUCACUACUGCCAGCCGAUGAUUGAUGUCACACAGGUCAACUUUUCACUGGAGUCGUUCCACUGUAGCUCUCCCAAAAAGAUGCCCUUCAACCGCAUGGAUCCCAGCUGCACGAUCGGCUUUUACGCCAAGAACAAGAAAGACUUUGAGUCUCUAUGUUCUGCUGUUAGCAUGGCUCUGUCAUCAUCCAAGGAGAAGUACCCCGUCUUUACCUUUGUAGAGGGCCAGAGUCAGGACUAUGGACUUGAAGGUCACAGCAGCAACCACAGCGGACCUGCAGCUCACAUCCUUCCUCCGGGCAAACUGGGCAGGAGUAACAACAGAAGUAACAGUGAUGAGUUUGUCUUCCUUUAAGGCUCUGAGGAAGAUGCUCUCCCAGCUGCCACCUAUAGGAGGCAGACAUAGACACUUGAUUUUGUUUAAAAGAGAGACACGACUCUGUUGAGGGUGUACCUGCAGGCUGGAUAUUGCUCUUUAGUGUGUCUCCCUCAUCACCUCUGUGUGGGUGACAAUUAAAAGCUAACAGGCAUUAAUGAGUACUGGCUGGAGCACUGCUUCACUGGUCGUUUCAUCAAACAUCUAAAACCCUCACAGUCAAGCAAAAUUACACUCGACAGAAGAUCUUCUUAAUAUUUAAUGCGCUCACUGGUCAGGUGGGGGGGGCUGCCUCAUAUAGAUCUUGACUUGUAUAUUAUGCCAUCUGCUGUACAUCUCGUUUUUAUCUUUCAUUCUUUACAUUUAUUUAUCAGGUUUAUGAAUGUGUGUUUGCGAAUGUGAGUGAUGGGUUAGUGUAAUUUAUUUGUUUAGUCUUUAAUUGUACAGAUGCAUUGAGGAGUCCAUCACGUUGCACCCCAAAAAAGGUUCAGAUUCUUCCAGGAGCGUCCUGAACGGAUGUGAAUUCAUUGUAGUUUGGCUGAAAUCACACGAAUGACCCUUGGGCCUCAAUUCCAAACACCCGCAGCUUUGGCUCUUUAUUAUUUAUCAUUUAGAAACAUAAAACACUCUAAAAAAAAAUCUGCUAUUACAUUGUUCCUGCUGCUUAAAGAGCUACUACUACCACGUUCAGGUGUGAAGAGAAAUGAUCCCCUUCAGCUGGAGUUGGACGUCUGUCUUUACCUGUUUGACUCCCUCAUGAAGCAGGAUUACAGAGUGACCUGGAUACUUUUGCAAAGUAAAAACUAAAACAGCUCUCUUUAUUUAAGUACGAGUAAGUUCUACGUUUUAUUUUGCAAAGUUAUACAGCCAAGUAAAUAAGACCAACUCAAGCUCAAUAGAGUUCGAUCUUUAAACUUCAGUUGCAAUGUGAGUGUGUUUUGUUUGUCCCUUUUUUUACAUGAAGGCUACUACUGGAAGUUGCACUACUACUGUUAUUGAGUUUAUUGUCCUGAUUAAACUUCAAACACUGGAAUUCCA